This is a messenger RNA of Penicillium alfredii, 324 nucleotides long. RefSeq lists its product as uncharacterized. The record is from RefSeq and is a predicted model, not a curated record. Bases 1 to 324 code for a protein of 107 amino acids. Lineage: Eukaryota; Fungi; Ascomycota; Eurotiomycetes; Eurotiales; Aspergillaceae. The transcript is spliced from 2 exons.
AUGAAGCUCAACUUUGCCAUUGGGGCCGUGAUCCUUGCCCUCGCGUCUACUAGCUACGCUGAAAUUCAAUGCGUUGCCAAAAAGUGUCAGACUCUCUGCACCGCAUCCGAUGGUGGCAGAGAUGGAACCCCCACCAAACAUCCUGUGACCGACAAGUCUUCACAAACAUGGUGCUAUCUCAGAUCCGGUGCCGACAGCACCACCGGUGGAGAUAUCGGCGCUAUGCAGUGUUCUGGAAAUAUCGGAUGUGCGGACAGCGACGCCGCUGAAGGAUGUCUGAAGAAGGACGAUGACGAAUCUAUGGGGGGAUGCACCACAUCUUAG